AUGCAUAGCACUUUUUUUCACUUUCAACCUAUUUCUUUCUUUUUUUCUUUCUUUCUUUCUUUCUUUGCCUAUUCCCUUCUGUUAAAUAAUAUCAUUUCUUUUUUUCUCCUCAUUUUUUUUCUUUUGGAUCGAACUUCUUUAAAACCUUUAUUUUCUUUUUUUCAUUUUUUUUUCUUUCUUUCAAAUUUUCUUUCUUUCUUUUUUUUCUUUUUUGAAUUUUCUUCGACAUUAGUUUUGGAUAUUCUUUCUUUGGCUUUGUUACUUCAUUCAUGUUUGCACUUUCUAUUACCAUUCUUUCGUUCUUUUCUUUCCUUUGCUUUUCUCUUUUUUUACCAUAUCCAGAAUUUAUCUAAUUCUUUCGUUUUUUCUUUCAUUUGCUUUUCUCUUUUUUAUCGUUUCUACAUUCUUUCUUUCUUUCUUUCUUUCUUUCUUUCUUUCCUUCUUUCUUUCUUUCUUUCUUUCCGUGAUUUUUCUGCCUUUUCACUCUUUCUUUGUGAUUUUCUCAAUUGCUUUCAUCUUUCUUUCUUUCUUUCUUUCUUUCUUUCUUUCUUUGAGUGCCUAUCCCUUCUGUACAAAUCUUUCUUUCUUUCUUUCUUUCCAAAAGUUUUCUUUCUUUCUUUUCUUUCUUUUUUUUUUCUUUUUUUUGAGUGCCUAUCCCUUCUGUACAAAGAUUUUUUUUCUUUCUUUCUUUUCCGUGUUUUUUCUGCCUUUUCACUGUUAUUUUUUUGUGAUUUUUCAAUUGAUUUUCAUCUUUCUUUUUUUUUUUUCUUUCUUUUUCUUUCUUUCUUUCUUUCUUUUUUUUCUUUCUUUCUUUCUUUGAGUGCAGGAUCCUUCUGUACAAAUUUGAUUUCUUUCUUUCUUUCUUUCCUUUUCAUAUUUUCUUUCUUUUCUUUCUUUCUUUCUUUUUUUUUAUUUUUCUUUUUUUUUUCUUUGAUUACCAAAUCCCUUCUGAAAAUAAAUCUUUCUUUCUUUUUUUUUUUCUUUCUUUCUUUCCGUGAUUUUUCUGCCUUUUCACUGUUAUGCAACAUCCUUCUUUACAAAUCUUUCUUAGAUUUUUUCUUUUCUUUCUUUCUUUCUUUCCAAUUUGAGUGCCUAUCCCUUCUGUACAAAUUUUUUCUUUUUUUCUUUCUUUUCCGUGAUUUUUCUUAUUUUUCACUGGCGGAUUUCUUUCUUUCUUUCUUUGACUAUUUAUCCCUUCUGUACAAAUCUUUUUUUCUUUCUUUUCUUUCUUUUUUUUUCCGUGAUUUUUCUAUUUUUUUCACUGUUAGCUUUGAAAUGAUUUUUUCAAUUGCUUUCAUUUUUUCUUUCUUUCUUUUUUUUGUUUUCUUUCUUUUCUUUCUUUCCUUUUUUUCUUUCUUUGAGUGCCUAUUUUCUGUACAAAUUUCUUUUCUUUCUUGA
This is a messenger RNA of Acanthosepion pharaonis, 1398 nucleotides long. NCBI's taxonomy places the organism in Eukaryota, Metazoa, Mollusca, Cephalopoda, Sepiida, Sepiidae. The record is from the annotation of a GenBank genome assembly.